AUGCCCUUUGUGUAUUGCUCGGCUACAACCAAGCGUAUCCUGCUGAACAUGGAAAAGUAUCCCCAUCGCAUCAACUUUGCGAAGGGCAUCCUUGAGGCCCGCAAACAGCACUAUCGGCACCUGAAGACAGUCCUCAGACCACUGCCAAUGAACACGGUCACGGCAAUCGAGCUUGGCCCAAAACUAACAGUUCGGGUGACAUUGCUGGACGCGAACCACUGUCCUGGUGCGGUCAUGUUCCUGAUUGAAGGCGAUGGCAAGGCCAUUCUUUACACGGGAGACAUCAGGGCUGAACCGUGGUGGGUGAAUUCGAUUGUGCAAAACCCCGUCUUACUUCCGUAUGCUUGCGGCUUGAAAUUGCUUGACUGCCUCUAUCUCGACACCACGUUUGCCACUCGCGAUGAACCAUACAGCAACUUCCCAACAAAAGCUGAGGGGCUGAAGGAGCUUCUUGAGAAAGUGAUACAAUGCCCUCCAGACACGAUAUUCUACUUUAGGGCGUGGACUCUGGGCUACGAGAACGUUUGGGUCGCUCUAUCCAACACUUUGCAAUCCCGGAUCCAUGUGAACGAAUAUCAGUUCCGGAUAUUUGGCGACGGCAUUGAAAAUCCUGGCGGUAAUGACAGUGCUGCACUGACAGGCUUCACUGUCGGCAACAGUCAGCUUCCGGGUUGCCUCAGCCUGGACAGCACCGCAAGGAUUCAUAGCUGCGAACCCGGACUGGAGUGCCACUCUGAAAUCAAAAAAAUGAAGAACAUCAAGUGGAUAACUCCGAUAAUUUCGAGACUCAAAGAUGGGACUGAGAUCAGGGAGCUUGGGGCCGGAGGAGGCGCGAGAGACCUCUAUCCCACGUCUGAAUUGAAGGUCGAGGAUCACGCUUCUGUCCAGCAGCUUAUGAGCCUCUUUGCAUCUUCCGUGGACGACGCCACGUCGAGGUUGAAUAUACUUCGAGCACUUGGACAUUUCGGAGCCACAGGGGACUUGUCUCUCGCCCUCGAAGCACCAGACGAUUUAGGACUUGACGAGAAGGGUCAGAUCCAGCUGAAGGAUUUUGUGCCCUUCCUAGCAAAGAGAUACGGCGAGAAAGAGACUUCACUUCUAGAGCAGAUGCACUCCACUCAAGAGUCAAGGCCUCGGAUCGUGACAAGCGAUACCAUACACUUUCCUUAUUCUCGCCAUUCCUCAUAUAACGAGCUUCGUGAUUUUGUUGGGUUGUUCCGACCCAGGGAUAUCUGCCCCUGUACCGUCUGCCCAGAGACUUGGACCGAGGAGCUCAGCAUGCAAGCACUUUUCGGAGACCUCUGUUCAGAGCAAACAUUCUACUUUGAUCAAGAGACUAGAGAAGUAGUUGAAAAGUUGAGGGAAGGGAAUGGUCCCAGGAGUGCUAGUGGCAAAAGGAAACGAGCCGACGACGAUACUCAGGAGACAGAAUCUCAGAAUACCAACAAUGACGAUCAUAUAAGCGUGGGUGAAGAAAUGGAGAUUCUGAGCCCCCUCAAGAAGACUGCUGGGCUCAGAGAUGCAGAGCCAGAUCUAGAGAGCUGCAACCAAAAAGCGUAUGAGCCAAACCCCGAUGGCGUCCCUCAGGCCCGUGCAGCAUUCCGGCAACGCCGAAGGAGCCUGGACUGCGACUUGUUGGAGGACGAUACGAACGAUGAGCCCUUGUCCCCCUCGGUCUUCGACAGUCAGCCAGGAGACCAACUCGUCCUAUCUCAUGAAGAUAUCGAAGAGCAGUCGUCGCGGCUCUCAGGAGCUCAGCGAGGACUACAAGGCCUAUACAAGCUGGACAGCUUGUCCCUCGACGCGAAAGAGAAGUUAAUACGGAGGCAAGAGAGGAUCUGGGCAUAUAAGGCUGCAAAAAGAUGCCUGGAACACAAUGACAGCUCGGACUGGGAUGCAAUACCUUUGAGAAGUGUAGGCCACAUUGGACAUGAUAUUGAGGAGAACGAGCUGUGA
Messenger RNA from Fonsecaea multimorphosa CBS 102226, 1956 nucleotides. RefSeq lists its product as uncharacterized. The record is from RefSeq and is a predicted model, not a curated record. The transcript has a single exon. Gene Ontology annotation, molecular function: damaged DNA binding; 5'-3' DNA exonuclease activity. Bases 1 to 1956 code for a protein of 651 amino acids. NCBI's taxonomy places the organism in Eukaryota, Fungi, Ascomycota, Eurotiomycetes, Chaetothyriales, Herpotrichiellaceae. Gene Ontology annotation, biological process: protection from non-homologous end joining at telomere; double-strand break repair via nonhomologous end joining; interstrand cross-link repair.